Molecule: messenger RNA, 2001 nt
Organism: Gloeophyllum trabeum ATCC 11539
Lineage: Eukaryota; Fungi; Basidiomycota; Agaricomycetes; Gloeophyllales; Gloeophyllaceae
Product: actin-like ATPase domain-containing protein
Exons: 5
Coding region: 1-1836 (611 amino acids)
Biological process (GO): xylulose metabolic process
Cellular component (GO): cytosol
Molecular function (GO): D-xylulokinase activity
Source: RefSeq, a predicted model, not a curated record
AUGCCUACGACACCCAGCAACCCGCUUUUCCUCGGGCUCGACCUGUCCACGCAGGGUCUCAAGGCUGUCCUCGUCGACGAGGAAGGCUCUGUUGUUUCAGAGCAUGCCGUCAACUUUGACAAGGACCUCCCGCACUUUGGCACCGUCAGCGGCGCUGUCAGGGGCCCUGACGAGGGCGAGGUCACCUCGCCCGUCCGCAUGUGGCUCGAAGCCAUCGACCUGGUCAUGGACCGCAUGAAAGCCGACGGCGUCGACUUCUCCUCCAUCGUCGCCAUCUCCGGCGACGGCCAGCAGCACGGCUCCGUCUACUGGUCCCCCUCCGCGCCCGCACUCCUCUCGUCCCUCGACGCAGCGCAGCCGCUCGCCCCCCAGCUGUGUCCCCAGUUCGACGCGGCUGCUCCUUCGCCGUUACCCAAAGAACUGAACCGCGUAUCUGCAUUCAGCCUGCUCCGCUCGCCCAUAUGGCAGGACUCGUCGAAUACGAACGAGUGCCGCGCGCUCGAGGCUGCUGUCGGCGGCAAGCAGGCGCUCGCGGACCUCACUGGCAGCCGGGCGUACGAGCGCUUCACUGGCCCGCAGAUUAUGCGGAUACGCAGAGUAUACCCUGAAGCCUAUGCCAAUACCAUUCGCAUCUCGCUCGUCUCCUCUUUCAUCCCCUCCCUCUUCCUGCAGGACUUUGCGCCCAUCGAAGUCUCCGACGCAUCAGGCAUGAACCUGACAAACAUCCUCACCAACAAAUGGGACGACAACCUCCUCGCCAUCGUCGCCUCCCACCCGCACCCACCCUCUUCCGCAGCAGCCGAAGACCUGCGGUCAAAACUCGGCCCCGACCCCGUUACCGGCGCCUCACCUCUGGGCACCAUUGGCGCAUGGUGGGUCCGGCGGUACGGCUUCUCCCCCGACACCCUCAUCGCGCCCUUCAUGGGCGACAACCCCGCGACCCUCCUCACCCUCUCCCAGCCCUCCGACGGCAUCCUCUCCCUCGGCACCUCCACCACCUUCCUCCUCUCCAUCCCGCCCUCCCCCUCCCCGCCCGCGCGCUUCACCACCAGCCACAUCCUCGCGCACCCCGCGCUCCCCGGCGGGCACAUCGCGAUGCUCUGCUACAAGAACGGCGCGCUCGAGCGCGACCGCAUCGCGCGCGGCGACUGGGCGCGCUUCGGCGCGAUGGUCGCGGAGGAGCGGGAGCGGCGCGAGCGGCGGAGGGAGGACACGGAGGACUGGCUCGGCUUCUACUUUGGGCUGCGCGAGAUCAUCCCCCCCGGGGUGCAGGGCGCGUUCUUCUUCCGCCUCCCGAUCCUGUCCUACCCCUCCCCGCCGUCGCCGCCGAACCCGAUCACGUACGGCGCGCCGCAGCGCGUGCGCGCGGCCGCCUUCCCGGACGCUCUGCACCCGCUCGCGAUCCUGCGCACGCAGCUCCUCUCGAUCCUCGCGCGCAUCCCGCAGAUCCUGCCCGCCGCCGCGCCGCCGCUGCGCAGGCUCGUGCUCACCGGCGGCGGCUCCGCCAGCCCGGUCAUCAGGCAAAUGGCGGCGGACGUGUUCGGGAUGGAGGUCUACGUGCCCGACGGGAGCCGCGAGGCGGCCGCCGUGGGCGGCGCGUGGCUCGCCAAGUGGGCGUGGUGGCGCAAACAGCAGGGGGUGGGCGAGGGGCUGGGCGGGCGAGGGACGUUUGAGGAGAUGACGGCGAGCUUGAGGGAGAAUGUGAAGAGGGUGGCGGUGCCGGUGGGGGAUGAGCGGGUGAGGGGGUUCUAUGAGGGCAUGGUGGGCGUGUAUCGGACGUGUGAGGAGAUGGUGGUGCGGGAGUGUGAGGAGCGGGAGGGGGGGCCGUUAGCUUGAUGAGGGUCAAGGUUAUACGUUAAUGAGUCUUCAGUGUGGUUAUCUUACGGACGGCUUCACGGUAAUGAUAGAAAGCAUAGUUGGUUCCUCUCGUUUCUCCGAUUAUAUAGACUGCACAUACACAAAUGUACAACAUCCAAGCAAUAAAUACCAUGUCUUUCCAUC